Messenger RNA from Pteropus alecto (black flying fox), 2878 nucleotides. It is a transcript of the gene NELL1, whose product is annotated as neural EGFL like 1. Gene Ontology annotation, molecular function: protein binding; calcium ion binding. The coding region runs from base 174 to 2450 and encodes 758 amino acids. Lineage: Eukaryota; Metazoa; Chordata; Mammalia; Chiroptera; Pteropodidae. The transcript has 22 exons. The record is from RefSeq and is a predicted model, not a curated record.
GGGCCGCCUUCCUGGGCGCGAUCCCCGAGCGCAGCACCCGGCGCCACCGAGCCAGCUCCCCUGCCGCCCGCCAGCAAGUUUGGUGCCUCCGAGCCCGACACGCCUCUGGAUCCAGGCGCAUUUGUUUCCUCCUGGCUUCCACGCGCCUCGUUUGGCGGGGACCCUCGGGAGCGAUGCCAAUGGAUGUGAUUUUAGUUGUAUGGUUCUGUGUGUGCACCGCCAGGACAGUGCUGGGCUCUGGGAUGGACCCUGACCUUCAAAUGGAUAUUAUCACCGAGCUUGACCUCGUGAAUACUACCCUUGGCGUCACGCAGGUGUCUGGACUGCACAAUGCCAGCAAAGCAUUUUUAUUUCGAGAUACAGAGAGAGAGAUCCAUGCGGCCCCUCAUGUGAGUGAGAAAUUAAUUCAGCUGUUCCGGAAUAAGAGCGAAUUCACCUUUUUGGCUACUGUACAGCAAAAGCCAUCGACUUCAGGGGUGAUACUGUCCAUUCGAGAACUGGAACACAGCUAUUUUGAAAUGGAGAGCAGCGGUCUGAGGGACGAGAUUCGGUAUCAUUACAUACACAAUGGGAAGCCCAGGACAGAGGCCCUUCCGUAUCGGAUGGCAGAUGGGCAGUGGCACAAGGUCGCAUUGUCAGUUAGCGCUUCUCAUCUCCUCCUCCACGUUGACUGCAACAGGAUUUAUGAACGUGUGAUAGACCCUCCUGAAACAAACCUUCCCCCAGGAAGCAAUUUAUGGCUUGGUCAGCGCAACCAAAAGCAUGGCUUAUUCAAAGGGAUCAUCCAAGAUGGGAAAAUCAUCUUUAUGCCGAACGGAUACAUAACGCAAUGUCCGAACUUGAAUCGCACUUGCCCAACUUGUAGUGAUUUCUUAAGCCUGGUGCAAGGAAUAAUGGAUUUACAAGAGCUUUUGGCCAAGAUGACUGCAAAACUAAAUUAUGCAGAGACAAGACUUAGUCAAUUGGAAAACUGUCAUUGCGAGAAGACCUGUCAAGUGAGUGGACUGCUCUAUAGAGACCAAGACUCCUGGGUGGAUGGUGAUCACUGCAGGAACUGCACAUGUAAGAGUUUGCGAAGAUGUCGUCCCCCUCUCAAUUGCUCCCCAGACUCCCUCCCUGUGCACAUUGCUGGCCAGUGCUGUAAGGUUUGCCGACCAAAAUGUAUCUAUGGAGGAAAAGUCCUUGCAGAAGGCCAGCGUAUUUUAACCAAGAGCUGCUGGGAGGGAAAAGGUGGAGUUUUAGUAAAAAUUACAGAAGCGUGCCCUACUUUGAACUGCUCAGAAAAGGACCACAUUCUCCCAGAAAAUCAGUGCUGUCGUGUCUGUCGAGGUCAUAACUUUUGUGCAGAAGGACCUAAAUGUGGUGAAAACUCAGAGUGUAAAAACUGGAAUACAAAAGCUACUUGUGAGUGCAAGAAUGGUUACAUCUCUGUCCAGGGAGACUCUGCCUACUGUGAAGAUAUUGAUGAGUGUGCAGCUAAGAUGCAUUACUGUCAUGCCAAUACUGUGUGUGUCAACCUGCCUGGGUUAUAUCGCUGUGACUGUGUUCCGGGAUAUAUCCGCGUGGAUGACUUCUCUUGUACAGAGCAUGAUGAAUGUGGCAAUGGGCAGCACAACUGUGAUAAGAAUGCCAUCUGCACCAACACUGUCCAGGGACACAGCUGUACCUGCAAACCUGGCUACGUGGGGAAUGGGACCAUCUGCAAAGCAUUCUGCGAAGAGGGCUGCAGAUAUGGUGGAACAUGUGUGGCACCUAACAAAUGCGUCUGCCCUUCUGGAUUCACAGGAAGCCACUGCGAGAAAGACAUUGACGAAUGUGCCUUAAGAACACAUACCUGUUGGAAUGAUUCUGCCUGUAUCAACUUAGCAGGGGGCUUCGACUGCCUCUGUCCCUCUGGGCCCUCCUGCUCUGGUGACUGCCCCCAUGAAGGAGGACUGAAGCGCAAUGGGCAGGUGUGGACCCUGAAAGAAGAUAGGUGUUCUGUCUGUUCCUGCAAGGAUGGGAAGAUAUUCUGCCGACGGACAGCUUGUGAUUGCCAGAAUCCAAGCGUUGACCUUUUCUGUUGCCCAGAGUGUGACACCCGGGUCACAAGUCAAUGUUUAGAUCAAAAUGGACACAAGCUGUAUCGAAGUGGAGACAACUGGACCCACAGCUGCCAGCAGUGCCGAUGUCUGGAAGGAGAGGUAGAUUGCUGGCCACUCAGUUGCCCCAAUUUGAACUGUGAGUACUCAGCCAUCUUGGAAGGAGAGUGUUGUCCCCGCUGUGUCAGUGACCCCUGCCUGGCUGAUAACAUCGCCUAUGACAUCAGGAGAACUUGCCUGGACAGCUAUGGCAUUUCAAGGCUUAGUGGCUCAGUGUGGACAAUGGCUGGAUCUCCCUGCACAACCUGCAAAUGCAAGAAUGGAAGUGUCUGCUGUUCUGUGGAUUUGGAGUGUCUUCAUAAUAAUUGAAGUAUUUAAAAUGGACUCAUCAUCGCAGGAGAAAAAUGGACAAAAUGACCAUCCAACAUGAUGAAGAACAGUAGUUUUUGUUUUUGUUUUUCUUUUUUACCACAGACAGUUACCAAAGUCUCCAUCUGAGGAAGGUGUUUGCCUUUUGGACCUACCACUUUGCUCAUUCUUGCUAACUAGUCUAGGUGACCCACAGUGCAGUGCAUUUAAGUCUAUGGUUGUUAAGAGAAGUUUCCCGUGUUGUAAAUCACGUUUCCCUAAUGAGAUCAUUUGCAAAUACAUUUAAAUGAUCCCAUAGUAAAUAUUGAUGUAUUUUUUUUUGGUUUAUUUUGUGUACUAACAUAAGAGAUUCAGUUCCAUUUAUUUAUAUUUUCUUAAUUUUUGGAUCAAAUUCUACAAAUAAAGUUGCCUGUUGUGAUUUUGUCCCA